CGCGGCUGCAUUCUGAGGACCCUGGGGUUCCUGGCAGCGUAAGGGGCUGGGAGAAGGGAGCAGGGGGAAGGUCUGGCAGAGAAUUGAAGCCCCAGAGGAGCCCUGGGGGUGAUGGUACCUGCCCAGGGCCGACUUCCCUUUCCUGGGCUUAGAUCCCGCAGGCCCCAACCUGCCUCCCCCACACUCCUGCCUGCCCCUUGGGCCUGGCAGCAGCCCCACCUGUGUGGCACCUGCGUCUCCCACCCUGCUCCUUGGAAUGGUGAAGGGUGCGGGAGCCCAGAGGGGCCAGGAUCCCAUCUGGGCUGGGACUGUGGGGAGGGAGCAGCAGGGACAGGAGAUCAGAGAGGCUGGGAGAUGAGGAGGACAGAGAGGGAUUUAGACACAGAAGUGGAGGGCGGCAGAGCAAGAGACAGAGAUGGAGGGAGACAGGGACAGAAAGACACAAAGAAAGAUACAAAGAAUUACAGGAGACAUGCACAGAGAGACUGGGAGAGAAAAACAGAGUUAGAAAAAGAGAAAAGGCACAGAGACACAUAGGGACAGAAAGAAAAAGGACACAAACACACACGCACACAGAAUUAUAGGAAGGCAGGAGAGAUAGAGACAGAUUCAGAGUAACAGGGAAGGAUGCAGACAGACGGAUGGACACAGAGGUGGGGGGAAACAGAAAAGCAGAGAGAAGAGGGGCUUGGGGAGGUGACAACGGCAGGUGGACAGCACCUCCAAGGCCUCGGGAGGGAGGGCGCCCCACACCCCGCCCCGGGCAAUAAGGCAGGGCUGGGAGGUACCGUCAUCCUGGGCCUGUCUGGGUCCACCCCCUGCCUGCUCGCCUUCCCGGUGCCUCCCCCUCCGGGACCCAGCCUGCCUCAUCGGCCACCACUGCAGGGCCCCCAGAGCCCAGGAACCUGGGGCCUGCCCUCCCUCCCUCCAGGCCACGAUGGCUCUGCGGUGGGUCACGUUUGCUCUGCUGACAGGGCACGUAAGGGGAGAGACCAGGAUCAUCAAAGGCUACGCGUGCCCUCCUCAUUCCCAGCCCUGGCAGGCGGCUUUGUUCCAGAACACACGGCUGCUUUGUGGGGCAACCCUCAUCGCCCCCAAAUGGCUCCUGACUGCAGCCCACUGCCGCAAGCCCCGAUAUGUCGUUCAUCUGGGAGAACACAACCUCCGGCAAAGGGAUGGCUGUGAGCAGAUUCGAACAGCCACUGAGUCCUUCUCCCACCCACACUUCAACAACGGCGUCCCCAACAAAGACCACCGCAACGACAUCAUGCUGGUGAAAAUGGCAACCCCAGCCUUGAUCACCUGGGCUGUGCGACCCCUCACCGUGUCAUCGCACUGUGUCACUGCUGGCACCCGCUGCCUCAUGUCUGGCUGGGGCACCACGUCCAGCCCCAAGUUACACCUGCCCCAUACCUUGCGAUGUGCCAACAUCUCCAUCAUUGGGCACAAAGAGUGUGAGGCCGCCUACCCCGGCAACAUCACAGACACCAUGGUGUGCGCCAGCGUUCGAGAAGAGGGCAAGGACUCCUGCCAGGGUGAUUCUGGGGGCCCUCUGGUCUGUAACGGGUCUCUUCAGGGCAUCAUCUCCUGGGGCCAGGACCCAUGUUCUGUCAGCAGAAAGCCUGGUGUUUACACAAAGGUCUGCAAAUAUGUGGACUGGAUCCAGAAGACUAUGGAGAGCAAUUAGCCAGGACCAGCUCAUCACAGCCCAAUCCCUUCAUCCCUACUCGGGGCUGUGGUUCCUGUUCAUUCUGUUAGUAAUGAAGCCUGAUCCAGGACCCCUUUAUGUACCUUUCUGGGGGCCUUCUUGACUAUGAGAGAUGCUGUAGCUUAAUAAUCCAUUUGGAGUUUGGAGUUAGGAGACCUGGGCUCUACUCCUGCCUCAUACGAACUUGUGACUCUGGGAGUGAAAAUUGUUGUUUGGUUCACUGUUGUACCUCCAGUCCCAAACACAAUUCCUGGCACACACCAAGGUUUCAAUAAAUAUUCACUAAACAAA
Hippopotamus amphibius kiboko is the source of this 1999-nucleotide messenger RNA. It is a transcript of the gene KLK11, whose product is annotated as kallikrein related peptidase 11. Gene Ontology annotation, molecular function: serine-type endopeptidase activity. The transcript has 6 exons. Gene Ontology annotation, biological process: proteolysis. NCBI's taxonomy places the organism in Eukaryota, Metazoa, Chordata, Mammalia, Artiodactyla, Hippopotamidae. The record is from RefSeq and is a predicted model, not a curated record. The coding region runs from base 938 to 1687 and encodes 249 amino acids.